Molecule: messenger RNA, 1422 nt
Organism: Penaeus indicus
Lineage: Eukaryota; Metazoa; Arthropoda; Malacostraca; Decapoda; Penaeidae
Product: salivary glue protein Sgs-3-like
Exons: 5
Coding region: 1-1422 (473 amino acids)
Biological process (GO): leukocyte tethering or rolling
Cellular component (GO): plasma membrane
Source: RefSeq, a predicted model, not a curated record
AUGGCAUCAGACUGCUUAGUAUACCAGGCAAGGUAUACUGAGCAGUGUGAUGCCACUGCACAGCAAUCUAUCAGUGCUGCCACCACAUCAUCGACUGCUGAAACUACAACUCAGAAAAUAGAAUCACUCACCACACAACCAGCCACUACACAGCCAGCCACAACGCAGCCAGCCACUACACAGCCAGCCACAACGCAGCCAGCCACUACACAGCCAGCCACAACGCAGCCAGCCACAACGCAGCCAGCCACAACGCAGCCAGCCACUACACAGCCAGCCACAACGCAGCCAGCCACUACACAGCCAGCCACAACGCAGCCAGCCACUACACAGCCAGCCACAACGCAGCUAGCAACUACGCAGCCAGCCACUACACAGCCAGCCACAACGCAGCCAGCCACAACGCAGCCAGCCACAACGCAGCCAGCCACAACGCAGCCAGCCACUACACAGCCAGCCACUACACAGCCAGCCACAACGCAGCCAGCCACAACACAACCAGCCAGUACACAGCCAGCGACAACGCAGCCAGCCACAACGCAGCCAGCCACUACACAGCCAGCCACAACGCAGCCAGCCACAACGCAGCCAGCCACAACACAGCCAGCCACUACGCAGCAGGCCACAAUGCAGCCAGCCACUACGCAGCCAGGAACUACGCAGCCAGCCACUACACAGCAGGCCACAACGCAGCCAGCCACUACACAGCAGGCCACAACGCAACCACCUACUACGCAAGUGCCCUUAACACAAACGCCCACAUCACAACCAACCACAACACCACCUACAACAGUUCAUUCCCUUGGAACAACGACGCUCCCAGCAACCAACCCAUCUGGAAAUUCAACUACACAAUUCACAACCAUAACCUCUGUAAGCACCACCACAGCCACUACAACAAGGACAACGAGCACAACCAGCCAGUCUGUUACAACUACAACCACAACAAGUUCAACACAACAACCCACAACCUCAACGACAACUGUCGCUCCCACCACCGUCGGCUAUACCUAUGCGCCGUCAGACAUAGCCAUCAUCAGCAUCACCGGAGUCAACGCAAGCACCGUGCUCCCGGGGACGUCGCUCGCCUUCGCCGUCACGGUCGCCGUGCAGCCACUCGCCUCUGUCGACGUGCAGGAGUCCCUUAAGACUCAAAAUUUUAUUUUUUGGAUUAUUUUUGGGACCAUACUGAUGUAUGAAGUGCUGGAAGUUCUUGGAACAGCUCCUUCCACCACUGCCACCCACUUCGCCUUAUCAGCAUUUGACGUUGACCUUGGGACUCUGUACCAGACUGGGAACAGCGACCUUCAGUUUAUAGAAUCGGCGAGUCUGCCUGAAGUUCUCGCUAGGGAAGUCUAUAGGCUAUAUUUUGCCAGAACAUGUGUGGUUGAAGUUUGGAGCGCCGAGAGGCAGGGGGACUGA